Molecule: messenger RNA, 969 nt
Organism: Symbiodinium sp. CCMP2592
Lineage: Eukaryota; Dinophyceae; Suessiales; Symbiodiniaceae
Source: the annotation of a GenBank genome assembly
AUGGCAGCAUCUGGCAAAGGGGACGCCGGGGGAGCACCCUCCAAACGCAAAGCCGAAGAGAAUCCCGUUGAUGGGCAGCCGCAAGCCCUAUCCUUGGACCUCAUCCGGGAAGCCAUACGUGGUGAGAUCAAGGAAGCUGUGGGGGAAUUCCGGCACGACAUGCAAACGGUGACUCGACGUGUGGACUAUGUGGAGUCACAGGUCACACAGAAGAUGCAGCAGACCCUGAACAUGCUCGACGAGAUGCAAAAUCGUGGCCAGAAACACGACGAGAUUCUGGAGCAGCUGCAGGAAGCCAAUCGCGAGUUCCACCACCGGAUCUCAAACCUGGAAAAAGGUGGGGGAAGCGCCAUUGGGUCCACUGACUCCACCUCUGCACCUACGUGGGGGGAAGCCAAGCCACCGGCUCUGGUGAUCGGGGGAUGGGACGCAGAUCAAGACGCCGCGACCACCAAGGAGGAGGCCGAGAACAUCCUUCGCAGUGUGGAUGCACCCAUCCCGGCACAAGGGCUUUUUGUCCCUGGAGUCCGUCGGGGAUAUGCAAUCUUGCCUGUCGAUGAACGUAUCGGGGAGACCUGGGAGCGACGUAAGACGCGGAUCCAGGACACCAUCAACAAAGUGCGUGCGGCCAACGUGCAACUGGGACAACGACCGGACGGCACUUCCCGCAAAGUUUGGAUUGCGCUAUCCCAGCCGCCGGAGAAGAGGCGUCGUGCACGCCUGGCAGCAAAAGUGAAACGUUUAUACUUGAGCCUCGGAGGGGAGAAGAGCAUCCUUCAGAUGGAGUAUGGCAGUGGUAGCGCCUGGAUCAACGCCCAGAAAGUAUGCUCUGCUACGGCACCACAGCCGCCGAACACAUUGGAAGCGGGACCAGGUUGGGUGGACCUGGACUGCAUUGCCCGAGCAGUGGGGAGAAGCAAGACGGCGGUGGAGAAGGAAUGGACUCCGCUGGCGGCGGAGAUACACUGA